Triticum aestivum (bread wheat) is the source of this 946-nucleotide messenger RNA. RefSeq names its product vegetative cell wall protein gp1. Lineage: Eukaryota; Viridiplantae; Streptophyta; Magnoliopsida; Poales; Poaceae. The record is from RefSeq and is a predicted model, not a curated record. Bases 296 to 688 code for a protein of 130 amino acids. The transcript is spliced from 2 exons.
ACGAGGAACUGCCCAAACAUUGUGGCAAAAAAAAGAAACUACCCCCACAUCCCGCAUCUUUAUCCCCAGGCCCGAUCCACCUCUGUCGCCGCACCAGGCCACACACCCACCGCACUCCACCGCCCCGCGCCGCCAUCCACCUGGUCGCCGCUGCCCCCGUGCCGCCAUCCACCUGGCCGCCGCCGCCGCCCCCACGCCGACGUCGAACCGCACUGCCGCUGGAGUCCGGACCACCAACCGCGUCGUCGCCGGAGUCCCGACCUUCAAGCGCGCCGCUGCUGAGCCCAGACCACCAAUGGUGGCGCCGCCGGAGACCCAACCUCCAACCUCAACGCCACCAGGCCCCGAUAACAAAAGCGUGCCAUCACCACCCCCACGACCCGCAUCGCCGGUGCCCCUCCUCCACGGCCGGCGCUCUCCCAACCCGUGGCCGACACACAUCCUCUUCUGCGGCCAGCGCCCUCCCUCCCUGCGGCCGACACGCUCCUUCCCCGCGGCCGACGGGCCUCCAGCUCUGUGGCCGGCGCAGUCCCUCCUCGCUGCAGCUUGCCCCUCCUCCAUGGAUGCCCUGCACCUGCUGCCAAAACUCGUUGAGGUGGUACCCUUAACCCUCGACCUUCAAUUACAGGUCACCAACGACGCUACAAAGAGAAAGGGCCCCGCGAAGUUCAGUUUUUUGAUUUUCUGAAGUUUAGUUUGUUGAUUUUCUGAAGAAAUAGGUUCCUUCACUUGCACUCCUCUAACUAGUCCUGUGUGGUGAUCUCCUCGACUCCUAGGUUCGGCACAAACUGAGAAUUGUAAGCAUCUUUUGAGUUUAUAAUGCUUGAAAUUACAGUACGGGAUUAUAUAACAUUCUAGGUGGAAUUGGUCAAUGUUGUUCCCUGUAGUUGUAUAGUAUCCAGAUCAAUCGUCGAUUCCUAUUCUCUAAGUGAUUUUGAUGUCUGAA